UUUUAGCUAAGAAAAAAAAGGAAGGAAUAAAAGGUGGCUUGGAUGAUGAAUUUUGCAGAAAAAGAAAAAGCGAUUUAAAAACUGAGGUAAACCCUAAACCAGUGAAGAAGAAAGUGAAGAAGAAAAUGGUUGGAGCCAGAAACUUGAUCGUUCGAUCAAUGGCACUUCGUCAUGCAAUCAAGAACACUGUUCGUCCUUUCUUAACCAACACCAACAUCCAUUCACGCAUUACCAAUUCAUCUCUCUUCGCCGCCACAAUCGCCUCUUCCUCUUACUCCUCUCACCUCUCCUUCCACCAAUCUCGUUCCCUUGCCUCCGCUUCAGCUUCUCCUGGUGUUGUUGUUGUUAAUACUGCGGAAGAGUUCAAUAAAAUCCUUAGCAAAGUUCAAGAUGAUUCCUUGCAUGCCAUCUUCUAUUUCACUGCUGUUUGGUGUGGACCUUGCAGGUUCAUUUCCCCUAUAGUUGGAGAGCUCAGUACGAAGUACCCAAAUGUGACAACUUAUAAGAUUGACAUUGAUCAGGAAGCAAUUCAAGACACAUUGAGCAGGUUGCAGAUUACAUCUGUGCCAACACUUCAUUUCUUUCAAAAUGGGAAAAAGAUCGAUGAACUUGUAGGUGCAGAUGUUACACGUCUGAAUCAUAUUACGGAGAAACUCUUCAAGAAGGACUGAGUCUGAUUUUGAGGUGGGAACUGCUGAUGUCCGAUUGAGUACAAAAUGAUAAAACUGGAACUUCUUAGAUGUUCUUUAGGUGUCACUAGUUUGAUUACAAAUGGCCUUGCCUAACUUUGAAGUGUUAUUUGUGGCAUUCAUUUUAUUGUAUUUUUAAAUCUCUACAAGAUAUUAUAAAGAAUUUGCAUACUUGUGUGCAGGACAGAGGAUAUUUGCAAUAUGUUAGUAUUUCUUAUGUACAUACAGAAAGAAUACUGUGAAAUUGAAAAUUAUUGAAACCUACAUCAUUUAGUGUUA
Molecule: messenger RNA, 968 nt
Organism: Trifolium pratense (red clover)
Lineage: Eukaryota; Viridiplantae; Streptophyta; Magnoliopsida; Fabales; Fabaceae
Product: thioredoxin O1, mitochondrial
Exons: 6
Coding region: 126-671 (181 amino acids)
Source: RefSeq, a predicted model, not a curated record